Messenger RNA from Anopheles maculipalpis, 1809 nucleotides. Its product is annotated as glutathione S-transferase C-terminal domain-containing protein homolog. The record is from RefSeq and is a predicted model, not a curated record. Lineage: Eukaryota; Metazoa; Arthropoda; Insecta; Diptera; Culicidae. The transcript has a single exon. The coding region runs from base 1 to 1809 and encodes 602 amino acids.
AUGAAGCUUUACCUCAAGUACUAUCGAGCGGAAGAUUCUGCUGCGGAUGAUACUUUUUACCAUCUAGAAGUUCCGCUCGAAACAUUCAUCGUGCUGGUGCUGUACCGUUACCUAGAAAUUAACCCAUCGAACGUUGUUGUACAUUUUGUGCAAUGCAAAGCAACUUCCAACGUUCUGCCAGUUGUGGUUCCUCGCUCGAUGAUCGUCGGCAAUUUUAUUGCCGCCCCGAACAUGCUUCAGAAUGAUGAUCCUGCUCUAUACUGUCAAUUGCCCUCGAUCUCGAUCGAACGCAUCGAUACGAUUGUUUCCGGACUUUGCGGAGUUUGUCGUCGCUUGACAAAGGAACACGUGAAGGAGUCCCCAAAAUCGGAAGGAUUGCUUGGAUUCAAGGGUAACACACUAGUAGCACCGGCGGAUGCUUCUCUGUGGACAAAGUUUUGCGAAAUUGAUAUAAUACGUUGCGUGGAGGACUUACUCUCGUACGAAGUGGAUGGCAGCAAUUUCCCUAACGAGCUAGGCCAGUUCGAAAGUCAUCUACAGCAGCCACUAAAAUCACACAACAUUUACAAACUGAUCAAUCUGGUUAACAAUGUGCGCAUAUCAUCGAACGAAGAGCAUCAGAAGCUAGUAGCCGCUGAGGAACGGUUCGAUUUCCAUGCCAACCACAAGUUUGCGGAAGGAUACGACAAAACGCUGGCCGAUCUGAUACUGUUUAUUUGCUUUGACCUGAUUGUGUGUCGCCUGACGAAGGACUUUGUUCGUGAAAAGUGUCCCAACACUAUGGAGUGGCUAGAGCGCGUGGACAAAGAUGACGAUGGGACUCUGAAGCGAGUAUGUAAUGAACUGAUGAUGACUGUUGGGAACGUUCGUCAACCAUCUCCACUAACAUGGUCAAGUUUGGAGAAGGUGCAGAUUAUCAUCCCGAAGGAAUUUAGUCUUUACAAAUCAGACACCAAAAAGCUCAACUUGAAAGGUGACCAAAUAUUGACGACGAACCAAGCCGAGGUAUUGGAUAUUUUGAGUAAAGUUAGUCAAAUCCCUACCGACAUCGGUAGCACUGAGAACGAUUGGGAGACGAACCAAUUUAACUGGGACACGAUACCGAUAGAUGCGCGUCCAGAAGGUGGCAAGUUACCGCCCGCUCGCAUCCUCCGGAAGCGUCAUCAGCUAGAAAGUUUGGUAAACGAAGUAAUGCAGCUGGCUACCGACGGAUCAAUCAUCGUUGACUUUUGCUCCGGUACCGGACAUCUCGGUAUACUGUUGGCCUACCUUCUACCCAGCUGCACAAUUUAUCUGCUCGAAAACAAGGAAGAAUCGCAACAACGUGCGAUGGAACGUGUCGGUCGGCUUGCCUUGCGGAAUGUGGUGUUUUUUCAAUGCAAUUUGGACUAUUUCACCGCUCGCUUCGAUAUCGGCGUAUCACUGCAUGCGUGUGGCGUUGCAACGGACAUUGUGCUGGAGAAGUGUUUUGCCCAUCGUGCACACUUUGUUAGCUGUCCGUGCUGUUACGGCAAGCUGUACAAUAUCGAGCAUGUGACGUAUCCAAGAAGCCAGCUUUUCCAGCGGUCGGAAUUGCUGCUGAAAGAAUAUUUCUGCCUAGCGCACUGUGCGGAUCAAACGCAUGAUCUGUCGAGUGAUAGGACGAAUGUGGCGAAAGCACACCAAGGGUUUUACUGCAUGGAUGUGAUCGAUCGGGACCGGGCACUGAGAGCAGAAGAGCUAGGAUAUGUAGUAUUGCGCAAGCGGUUGAAGGAUGAGACCUGUACGCCAAAGAACCGUCUUUUGGUGGGCGUGUAUGGGAGUGUUUGA